UCCCAUCCGUUGCUCUUUGUCCUCCUACCCACAGCAGUUUGGAAAACUAAGUGAAUAAAAAUAAAAGACUCUCUGCUUUCACUAGAUACAGCCUUAUUUACUGGGAAGUUUUUGUCACAAGCAACUAGUCCUCAGUCCUUACCCACCAGAACUAAAUCAGCUGAGACCGAGUCAUUUAGUCUUCCAGGGAGAACUUUGCCUGGUGGCCAGAUGGGCAGCAAACAAAAUUCAUUCCUAAGCCUCUCAACAGGGGGGCCUCUGAAGGUGGGGGGAGCUCAGCAUGGUCAAACUGCUUUCAGGGCCUAUUAAGGGGGGGGGGCACAGCAGUAGCUUCUUAUCCUUUUAAAUAGAACUUUUGCAAGUGCGCUGAAGAGCCCCCCCCCCCCAAUAUGUCAGCAAACUGAACUGAGGAACAGUUGUAGGGGUUUUUUCUACUCAAAAGUUGGGGAAUGGGGAGGGGCUUUCCCAGGCCAUUGCCCCCCUUUCCCCGGGCCUUUUCCCAGCAGGCCUCCAGCCAAGCGUAACACGGAAUGGGGAAGUAGCCCCUAGUGGGGUUUUGAGUUGGGGAUCGGGGGACAUUCCUCUCUACCUUGCCAGAUGGAAACCCCCAGGUCUGGGGGGAGGGGGAGGCCUUUCCUCUGCUUCCUUCGAUUCCCCUCUUGAGUGCUGGUUUUCUUCCUCGGAAGCAGGAAUAGAAUUUGGGGUGCAGAAUUUCACUUUCACAGUUGGGUUAUGGCCAAACCAUGACAAGAGGGGGUGGAGACCCCUCCACAUAAAAUCAGUCACGGGGCUCCCCCCAAUGUGGCCCCUUCGGCUGACCCACUGGCCUUGGCAGGCCUUUCCUCGGGCUCUGAGCUGCUGCUUUCGAUCUCGCAUCACUCCAAAGGGCCCCAAAUCCGUGGGAAAGCCUGAUAGGCACGCCGCCUCCCCAUCCCAUUGGGGGGGAACCUCUGAAAGCAGCUGAGGCAGCUCAGGGGUCCCCAGGAUGCUCCAGGCAUUCUCCCAGGGCGUCCCCUCUACUGCAGCAGGUGUCAGGCUGGGGUGGCCAAGGAGAGCCCCCUCCCCGGAUCUUUAGGCUCUGCUGCAGGGGGGGGGUCUCCCCUGUUCUUUUCAGCUCUCCGGUCCUCCCGACAAGCCCUCGCCACGAAUCUCUCUGCUCGGAAGGUCCGGAGGACUCUUGAUGAGGUGCAGGCCGGCUGAGGUCCAAACCGUCCCUCGCCCGCUUCGGAAACCAGCAGCAGAGGCUCUUGGCGGGGCCGUCGCCCCUCCGGCCCCUGGCCCUUCUGCUUGAUGCCCUCGGAGCGCUGCCCUUUCGCAGCCGACCUCCAGCCGGCGGGGGGGGGGCGGAAGGCGGGCGACCCACAGACGGUAUUGCUGCUAUGGCCGCGGGAGCCCCCCCUCUUAUUGGGCGUCCCCCGCCCCACAACAACCCCACGAGGGAGGUCAGUCUCGGCGGAAAAGGACGGACAAAGGGGGGGGGUGUUACUUGCCGCCCCUGAGCGAGCGCGGGACUUCCCUCUGCGGGGGAUUCCCGGCAGGCGGGCGGGUCCGAGGGUCGGGCAGACUGCGGCGCCACCCCUGGAAGUUGGGCGCCCCGCCCGAUGUGCCGGCGAGAGCCCCGCCGCCUCCCCGCGCCUAUAAAGAGGUGGGGUGGAGGCGGCGGGCCGAGGCGGCGGCGAUGGAGGGGCGUCGGUGGUCGGCUGGGCUGAGCGCGGCGGUUCUGCUUACGUUGCAGGCCCUGGUCUUCGCGCAGGAGCCCAGCUGCAGCCCCAGUCAGUACCUGUCGAACAGCAGGUGCUGCAGCCGAUGCCCACCAGGCCACAAGGUGGCAGCUGCCUGUUCGGGGGAGUCGAAUACCACCUGCACCCCGUGUGAGGAGGGUCACUUCCAGGCCAACUGGACUGGGGAGUCUCACUGCACCCCGCACCACCACUGCCGCCUGAGUGCUGGCCUGCUUGUCCAUCGGAACGGGAGCAAGGAGCGAGACGUCCUCUGCCGUUGCCGGGAGGGGACCCACUGUUCCAGCCACGAGUGCGAGACGUGCCUGCCCCACACCUCCUGUGGCGCAAGGGAAGGGGUCCAACGGGAAGGCAACCACGUAAAUGACACUCUGUGUGCCCCCUGCUCUUUGGGCCACUUCUCCAAUGUCUCGUCCUCCACAGCUCGGUGCCAGCCCUGGAGCAGGUGCCAGGAGGGGCAGGUCCAGAAGGCAAACGGCACUCAGGCAACGGACGUCGUUUGUGAGGCCUCCCCCUUGAAGCCCCCCGAGGCCAGGAAGAGCCACCUGCUGCCGCUGCUGCUGCUGCUCCCUAUUGCCUUCCUGCUGGGGGCGCUCCUUUUCCUGUGGCAUCGACGUGGCAACUGUCCUCGGAAGCGGCACCAGGAUCUGCCCCGGGAGCCCACCGAGAACGAAGAGGACUGCCCGGCCUUCCCCACCCAGGAGACCCUGCUGGGGGAGCAGGCGGGCAUGCAGGAGAAGGACUGCCAUCUUGCCCAACAGGAGCAGGUCUGACCAGGAAGCCACGGGGAUGCCAGGCCAGCUGCACAGCCGAGCCACCCGCCCACCUGGUGCCUCUCUGCACCCCGUGCCCAGCAGCCUUGACAGACGCCCCAAAGGGCAAAAGCUUCCCUCCAAGGGCACCUGGAUCCUGCCGCCAGUUGUACCAAGCUCUCUUCCUGCGGAGAUCCCGGGCACCCCCGGGCAGGGGCCCUGGGUGGAAGCAGUGCAGCCUGGGGGCCGGAUUGCCCCUCCUGGGAGCCCAGAGGUCUUUCUGCCCAUCAGAAUGACUGCACUACGCAGAGACGAGCAGGCGCCCCGGACGGUCUGGGAUUGCAGCCGCCCCAAAGACUGGCAUACUGUAGCCUCCCAGAUGUAAGGAAAGGCUGUGGCUCCACAGAGCCCCCACCCCCCCCCCCUACUCCACCAAGGUCUGCUACCCCGUGGGGAGCUGCAGGGAGCCUUUCUCCUCUUUCCCAGCCCCACAGAACGAUCCGGGUUGGGGAGCAGCUGAGCUGGGCUCAGGGGAAGGGGGCUGGGAGGAGGCCUGGGCUCUGCUACGCAGGCUGCCCCUUCUGGUGGCUCCUCUCUGCCCUUCAGGGGAGGAACAAUCCCAGCAGGCCGAGGUUUGAGUCAAGUGUGGGUCUCAGCCAGGGGAGGGAAGCCCCCAGCCCCCUCCUCCCUCGCCCAGAUCUGCAGAUGGGUUGGCUCUGCAGGGCUUCCACUGAACCCCGAAGUAAAAGGGGGACAAGGGAGCAGGUGAGUUCUUGGGAAGGCAAGUCCCGGGGGGGGGGGGAGAAGAGUUGUCCUUGGUGGUCUCCGGAGCAGCGGCUGGUCCUGCUGGGUGUGGGGUCUUUGGUGGCAGGCAGCUCUCCUGCCCACACCUGCCCUCCUGACAUGGUUGGGGUUUGAGGUCGCAGCCUUUGGGAGGCCUCCGGGUCCCAUCUCCCAUCUGCGUGUUUCUUGGACAGCAGCUCUGUUGGACUUUUAUAAAUCUGACCUUUGGAAAAGCAA
Thamnophis elegans (Western terrestrial garter snake) is the source of this 3511-nucleotide messenger RNA. It is a transcript of the gene CD40, whose product is annotated as CD40 molecule. NCBI's taxonomy places the organism in Eukaryota, Metazoa, Chordata, Lepidosauria, Squamata, Natricidae. The record is from RefSeq and is a predicted model, not a curated record. Gene Ontology annotation, biological process: positive regulation of isotype switching to IgG isotypes; TRIF-dependent toll-like receptor signaling pathway; cellular response to tumor necrosis factor. Bases 1679 to 2512 code for a protein of 277 amino acids. The transcript has 9 exons. Gene Ontology annotation, molecular function: antigen binding; protein binding. Gene Ontology annotation, cellular component: CD40 receptor complex; external side of plasma membrane.